GAAGAGAAUAACACGACCUACUAUAAAGAAAAAUAAUACUAUAAUUGCAUGAACCUAAAUAAAAUUUAAGAAGAAAUCUUUUAUCUAUUUAAUAAUUUAGUGAUCAAGAGUUCUAGCCAAUUUUUUCGGGUGCAUACAAUACAAAUUGCAAACUCUGUCCAAAAACAACACCAUCGAUCUCUUCACCAGACUCAUAACAAAUUAACUACCCCCACUCUCGCGCGCUAAUCUCCACAAAUUCUAGAACCUUCCUUCAAUGGCCACCGUUACGCUUAGCUCCGCCGACGCCGAUAAACUCUCCAACCUUCAAUCCGCCACCGUUGCAUUGUCCCAAAUCAGCGAAAACGAGAAGACCGGAUUCAUCAACCUCGUCGCUCGUUAUCUCAGUGGAGAAGCACAGCAUGUUGAAUGGAGUAAGAUCCAGACACCUACUGAUGAAGUAGUUGUGCCUUAUGACAGUUUGGCUCCAACUCCUGAGGAUUCUUCGGAGGUGAAGAACCUCUUGGACAAGCUUGUGGUUUUGAAGCUUAAUGGAGGAUUGGGGACAACUAUGGGCUGCACUGGUCCAAAAUCUGUCAUUGAAGUUCGUGAUGGGUUGACAUUUCUUGAUUUAAUUGUCAUCCAAAUUGAGAAUCUCAAUUCCAAAUUUGGAAGCAAUGUUCCAUUGCUUUUGAUGAACUCAUUCAACACUCAUGAUGAUACUCAAAAGAUUGUUGAAAAAUAUACAAAUUCAAAUGUUGAGAUUCAUACCUUUAACCAGAGCCAAUAUCCUCGAUUAGUUGUUGAUGACUUCUUGCCACUUCCAUCCAAAGGGCAGACUGGAAAAGACGGCUGGUACCCUCCUGGCCAUGGAGAUGUCUUCCCAUCACUAAUGAACAGUGGAAAACUUGAUACACUAUUAUCACAGGGUAAGGAGUAUGUGUUCGUUGCCAAUUCAGAUAACUUGGGUGCCCUAGUUGAUUUGAAAAUCUUAAAUCAUUUGAUCCAGAACAAGAAUGAAUACUGUAUGGAGGUGACUCCCAAGACAUUGGCUGAUGUGAAGGGUGGCACUCUUAUUUCUUAUGAAGGAAGGGUUCAGCUCCUGGAAAUUGCCCAAGUCCCAGAUGAACAUGUCAGUGAAUUUAAGUCGAUAGAGAAGUUCAAAAUUUUCAAUACAAAUAACUUAUGGGUGAACUUAAAAGCAAUUAAAAGGCUUGUUGAGGCUGAUGCUCUGAAGAUGGAGAUUAUUCCCAAUCCUAAGGAAGUUGAUGGAGUAAAAGUUCUUCAGCUGGAAACAGCAGCUGGUGCAGCUAUUAAGUUCUUUGAUAAGGCUAUUGGAAUUAAUGUUCCUCGAUCCCGCUUCCUUCCCGUGAAGGCAACUUCAGAUUUGCUUCUUGUUCAGUCAGACCUUUACACUUUACAAGAUGGAUUUGUUGUUAGGAACCAAGCUAGGGAAAAUCCUGAAAACCCUUCUAUUGAAUUAGGGCCGGAAUAUAAGAAGGUUAGCAGCUUCUUGGGAAGGUUCAAGUCAAUCCCCAGUAUUGUUGAGCUUGACAGUCUAAAAGUGGCAGGCGAUGUAUGGUUUGGAGCUGGUGUUACCCUUAAGGGAAAGGUUAGUAUCAUUGCAAAAUCUGGCAUAAAGCUGGAAAUACCUGACGGGUCUGUGCUUGCAAACAAGGAAAUUAAUGGCCCUGAGGAUCUGUGAGGAACCUGAUAGUUCUGCUGUAAGUUGUGUAUUUUUGCAAGUUCGGAGGGAAUUAAAUAAAACGGCUGUUCUUUUUUGUUGAGAUGUCUGAAUUCAGAGCUUUGCCUCAUAAUCUGUAAUUUUGUGUUUGAGCAUUUGAGAAAGAUUCAAGGAGGAUCUUGUUUUAUCCUUUAAUCUGAUUAAGCGUUUAAGCCAUUUAGCAGUA
Messenger RNA from Lathyrus oleraceus (garden pea), 1889 nucleotides. RefSeq names its product UTP--glucose-1-phosphate uridylyltransferase. Gene Ontology annotation, molecular function: UTP:glucose-1-phosphate uridylyltransferase activity. The transcript has 21 exons. The record is from RefSeq and is a predicted model, not a curated record. Lineage: Eukaryota; Viridiplantae; Streptophyta; Magnoliopsida; Fabales; Fabaceae. The coding region runs from base 257 to 1684 and encodes 475 amino acids. Gene Ontology annotation, biological process: UDP-alpha-D-glucose metabolic process.